AUGGAGCGAGAAGAUUCGUUCCUCGAAGAAGCCAUCUCUUCACUGGGGCCACGACUUCAACGCGAAGUGAACGAACUGCAGGAGCUGCUGCGCCUGGCCGACACAGACAUGACAGCCGACGAGGAGGAAUUGUUCGAACACAACUUCAACACCUACAAACGCUUCAUCAAAGAUGGCACCCACUACACGCUCGAAGGUGUGAGCGAUACAGUGGAGAUUCAGCUCAAAAUCGAAAAGGCCAAGGCCGACCUCGUGUGCAUGUGCUACGAGUUCGUGCGAUCGUACUACAUCAAGGUGGAGCGCACCAAGGUGUUGCGGCUGCUCGACGGGUUCAAGCGACUGCAGGGCCGACUGUCGACGCGGCACGAGCUGGGGCGCAGGGAGCACCUGCGCGAGUCCAAGCGCGAGUCGACCGCGGCCGCCGGCAAGAGCGAAAGCGAAGCCGAAGAGACCGAAGACCAGCCGAAGAAGAAGAAGAAGAAGAAGCAAAAGAACGAAGACGACAGCGGGAAAGCGAUCUCUCCGCGACUGACAGACGGGUUCAAGAUGAGGAGGAAUGCCAAGAAUGGAGGCGCGUGGAGUCACUACCUGCCCAUCAACGACGAGCCCGCAUUGGUGGUGGCCGACGCGUCGCCAACAAAGCAAAACACCACCCCGACGGUGGACGUCGACCAGUACCCGCUGCUGCGCGCACAGCGCACGGCCACCAGCGGCGAUGCCAUCACCAUCAGCGGCGGCGGAAGCGGCGGCACCGGUGAUGACGAUGAAGCUGGGGCGUUGACGCCCACGACCCGGGAGAACACGUUCUACGACAGCGAGUACUUUCGCGCGGUGAGCUCCAAGCAGAGCAAGGGCCGCGCGGCGCGGGUCUACACCAAGGCCCGCGCCCAAUGCACGCGCGCGAACGCGUUCGAGGCGGUGGCGCGCAAGCUGCCCAUUUUGCGGUGGUUCCCGCUGUACUACCUGCCCUGGACGCUCCAGCAGCAGCAGCAAAAGCGGCAGCAGGGCGACGAGGAGGAGGCGGAGGAGCGGGGGUUGUGGUAUGUGCUCGAGAAUCUGCGAAGCGAUCUCCUGGCCGCCAUCACCGUCGGCUUCAUGCUCAUUCCUCAGGGCAUGUCAUAUGCGCUGGUGGCUGAGUUGCCUCCGAUCUACGGCCUCUACUCUGCGCUCAUUCCUUUGGCGCUCUACUGCAAAGGGACCCCCGAGUAUGUCCAAGCCGCACUGCUCGUGUCCGCCAUUAGUGGGGUCCUGAUGAUAUGUGGAUCACUGCUGCACGUCGGCUUCAUUCUCGAGAACAUUCUCUCUCAUCCGGUGUUGAGCGGGUUCACGUCAGGCGCAGCGAUCAUCAUCAUGGGCUCGCAGCUCAAACACUUGUUUCGGAUCAGCAUGUCCGGGAACACGCUGAUCGAAUACAUUGAGUCCUUUGCAAAUUCGGCUUCCGACAUUCACGGCUGGACCACUGCCUUCGUGAAAGUCGUCUCAGCUGAUCCCUUUGCGGUCCCCGCCUCGCUCUUGCUGUUGAUCCUCACCACGCUCCUCAACUGGAUCUUCGAUCUGUCCACCAAGCUGGGCUUGAAGGAGGUUGGCGCAUUGCCCGAUGGACUACCUGAGCCUUCCUGGGUCCACGCGCUCAGCUGGGACAACAUCAAGACAGCCUUCCCAGCGGCCGCGACGGUCUCCUUGCUGGGCUUCAUCGAGUCCAUAUCCGUCGCCAAGCAGUUUGCCGCCAAACGGCAGUAUCACAUCAGCGUGGGUCAAGAGUUGCUCGCGCUGGGCGUUUGCAAUCUGGGCGGCGCCUUUUUCCAAGCCUUCCCGGUGACCGGCAGCUUGUCGCGGUCGGCGGUCAACUUCCAGGCGGGCUCCCGUUCGCCGCUGUCGUCCCUCUUCACCGCCGGACUCAUCAGUCUCACCCUGCUCUUCCUCACCCCCGCAUUCCGCUACACGCCCCUGUUCGUGUUGGCAUCGAUCGUGGUGUCGGCGGCGGUGCUGCUGAUCGACUACGAGGAGGUGAUCUUUCUCUUCAAGAUCGGUGACAGGGUGGACCUCGCCCAAAUGCUCAUCGUCUUCCUCGGGACCCUCCUGCUCGGCCCAGAGCUGGGCGUGAUGGUGGCGAUCGCCGUGUCGCUGAUUCAGCUCAUCUUUAAGUCGGCCAAGCCCAAUUUUGCGCGUCUGGGCCGCUUGCCCGGAACCCUCGUCUACAAGGACAUCAAACGGUUCCCUUCAGCGUUGAGGCACAAGGGCAUCCUGAUCGUUCGCUUCGAUUCGAAUCUGUUCUUUGCCAAUGUCAAUUGGUUCAGAGAGACGCUCACCAAGUACGAGCUGAAGAGCAAGCACACGAUCUACGCCAUCAUUCUCGACGCCACCGGUGUGAACACGCUCGACUCGACGUCGAUUCAUCUGCUCGAGGACCUAGUGCAGGAGUACAAGACCAAACAGAUCCGCUUCCUGUGGGCCAACGUCAAGGGCAGCGUCCGCGACACCAUGAACGCCUCCGGAUUGGCGAAAAAGCUGGGCGUGGACAACUUCUUUUUGACGACGCAUGACGCGGUGGACUACAUGCUGGCCGAGCUCGAGGACCACGGCCUCAUCAAGCCCCACCUGCCCAGCACCUCGACCUCGCCCUCGCCGCUGUCGGAGGACGAACCCACCACCGACUCCGCCGCCUCCGACACCGACAGCGACGAGGCCCAGAAGAAGACACCCAAGUCGGGCGUGCUGGCGCGAUAUGCCGUCGACGUCGACGCUGAUGGCGAAGGCGCUGCCGACCUUGAGCGGGGCGCCACCCGUGCCCGCCGGUGGUGA
Acanthamoeba castellanii str. Neff is the source of this 2802-nucleotide messenger RNA. Its product is annotated as inorganic anion transporter, sulfate permease (SulP) subfamily protein. NCBI's taxonomy places the organism in Eukaryota, Discosea, Longamoebia, Acanthamoebidae. The record is from RefSeq and is a predicted model, not a curated record. Gene Ontology annotation, cellular component: membrane. The transcript is spliced from 19 exons. Gene Ontology annotation, biological process: transmembrane transport. The coding region runs from base 1 to 2802 and encodes 933 amino acids.